Molecule: messenger RNA, 1654 nt
Organism: Harmonia axyridis
Lineage: Eukaryota; Metazoa; Arthropoda; Insecta; Coleoptera; Coccinellidae
Gene: Idh3a
Product: probable isocitrate dehydrogenase [NAD] subunit alpha, mitochondrial
Exons: 4
Coding region: 133-1209 (358 amino acids)
Biological process (GO): tricarboxylic acid cycle; isocitrate metabolic process
Cellular component (GO): mitochondrion
Molecular function (GO): NAD binding; isocitrate dehydrogenase (NAD+) activity; magnesium ion binding
Source: RefSeq, a predicted model, not a curated record
AGAAAAAACCGACAAAAAGAAGAAAGAUAACGUUUUUGCUGUCAAAUUCAAAGAAAGUUAAUUUUAGGUUAAUAAGAAUAAGUCACAUCUUGGUUCUUUUCCUAGAAAAUCCUUCGUACCAUUAGCUUCAUCAUGACCGCCAGGCUUCUUAAAAAAAUUAACAUAAGCAGGGUUGCUAGCACCCGCCUAUUUAGCAGUGAACUCCAAAAAGUAACCCUAAUACCUGGUGAUGGAAUUGGACCAGAAAUCUCUGCUGCUGUACAAAAAAUCUUUGGAGCUGCAAAGGUCCCUAUUGAAUGGGAAUCUGUAGAUGUUACUCCAGUUAGGGGUCCAGAUGGAAAGUUUGGAAUCCCCCAAGCAGCUCUUGAUUCUAUGAACAGGAACAAGAUUGGAUUAAAAGGUCCCUUGAUGACUCCUAUUGGAAAAGGACAUAGAUCUUUGAAUUUGGCUCUGAGAAAAGAACUGAAUUUAUAUGCCAAUGUUCGUCCUUGCAGAAGUUUAGAAGGAUACAAAACUCUCUACGAUGAUGUGGAUGUAGUUACCAUUAGAGAAAAUACCGAAGGUGAAUACUCAGGUAUUGAGCAUGAAAUUGUCGAUGGUGUAGUACAAAGCAUAAAAUUGAUCACAGAAGAAGCUUCUAUGAGGGUUGCGGAAUUUGCUUUCCAAUAUACUCUUGAGAACAAUAGAAGAAAGCUGACAGCAGUACAUAAAGCAAAUAUUAUGAGGAUGUCUGAUGGUCUUUUCUUGAGAUGUUGUCGUGAAAUGGCCCAGAAAUACAAGGAAGUGAAAUUUGAAGAAAGGUACCUCGAUACUGUUUGCCUCAACAUGGUGCAGGAUCCUAAUCUAUAUGAUGUUCUCGUCAUGCCUAACUUAUAUGGAGACAUAAUGUCAGACAUGUGUGCAGGUUUAGUUGGUGGAUUAGGUCUAACACCAUCUGGAAAUAUUGGAUUGAACGGUGCCUUAUUCGAAUCUGUGCAUGGCACAGCUCCUGAUAUAGCUGGCCAAGAUAAGGCUAAUCCAACUGCCCUCCUCUUGUCGGCGGUUAUGAUGUUGAGACAUAUGAAGCUUAACAUGCAUGCUGAUCUGAUUGAGAGGGCUUGUUUCGAUACCAUCAAAGACGGCAAAUUCCUAACCACAGAUCUUGGAGGCAAGGCAAAAUGCUCAGAGUUCACAAAUGAAAUUUGUAAUAAAAUAUCAGCUGCUUCUUAAAUCUUUUUUUGCUGAUUAGGUAACGUGUGAUAAUUCAGAUUUAGAUACCUGAUUUCAAAUAUUUAUUAAAAUCAAAACUAAUUUUAAGUAGGAUUAAGCGUUACUAUUACCCUUUAGUAAUAAGUCAAUUUUGCCAAUACUCAUUCUCCAAAGAACCAGAUGCCAUUUGUAAUGUUUGUUCUGUGUAUUACUUUGAUGAGUUCAAAAAUUGAUUUUUCUUCAAAAAGUAUUAUAAAUCCAUCCUGAAACAUAAUUAGUCUCAAAUAUUUAAGAAUUUUUGAAAGUGAGAUCCACUGAAUUAUCUGUUUUAAUUUUUCUGUGCCAGUGUGAAAAUGAUUUGUUUAAACUUUUUUUCAUAUAGUCAUUUGUACUAUUUCAUUGAACAUUUUGUAUCAUUACUUUUGUAGUGUCCCCAUUGUCAAAAAUAAAGUCUUACUAUAUUUUA